Molecule: messenger RNA, 1056 nt
Organism: Lottia gigantea (owl limpet)
Lineage: Eukaryota; Metazoa; Mollusca; Gastropoda; Lottiidae
Exons: 3
Coding region: 1-1056 (351 amino acids)
Source: RefSeq, a predicted model, not a curated record
AUGCCUGAAAGUGGAUUAUGUUUUGAAUUUGAAGACGGAUAUCCAGGAUUACCGUAUAAAUCUAUACGAUUAGAUGGCAAUGAGGAAUCGUAUGUAGACAUAUCUUUAGAUGGUACAAUCAUCUUUCAAGAUAUAGCCAUAUCCUUCUAUCUGUAUCCAGAAGGAUCUAAAGAUGGUACAUUGGUCCAUUAUUUGUAUGAUACUGGUAACAUAAUUAGACUGUCUAUCAUGGAGAGUAUAUUAUUUGUAUCAUUCUGGGAUGAAUAUGGAGUAUCAGUUGGUGCAACUGCUUUACCUCAAGUUCUGGUUAUCAACCAAUGGAAUCAACUGGUAGUCUCUAGAGAGUUUGCUACAGGGACUAUAGCCGUCUACCAUAAUGGGAAGCUUAUGGAAGAACUAGACGAUGAUUUCCCUAAUAACAUUCAACUACCAGUUUCUGGUCAAUUACGUAUUGGACGAUCACAUGAUAAAACAACUGAUGGUUUUCGAGGAAAGUUAACGUGUUUUCAGUUAUUUGACACCCUACCCACUGCAAGUGAUAUCAGUAAUAUUGGUGAAUACUGUCAACCCAAUACUUGGACGAUACAACCUAAUUCCAUUGGUCAUAAAAUGACAUGGUUAUUAACGAACCAUCAUAACACAUUUUCUGUGAUGUACGAGGAGAAGAUUGUGAAAGGUUCUGUCAAACAAUGUCUGACCAAUGAAACAAAGAUUAAGCUACCAUCGUGUGAAGAAUUAAUAGAGAUGCGUUGUUUGACAAAUGGUUAUCAUUGGGAUCUUAUCAUGAUGUAUUUCAACUGGACACAGAGCGACCAGGAUGCAGCUUAUUUCAGCAAAGUAUCUGAUGGCUACAUUCCACCGAAUUCACAAGGCCAUCUCCUUGGUAAUGUUGUUACGGCGAAUCGAAAAGUCUGCACCAGAUUAUGUAUGCGUGUUGAUGGUUGUCAAUCAUAUGCUUACAACAAGGUAGACAAGUACAAAACUAAAUGUCUUCUGUAUGAUAGCGUAUUAAAUGCUACUCGUGAAGAUACUGGGUCAAAAUAUUUCUCUGUUUAA